UUUUCAUAUGUGUUGCAGAUGAGGCAUUCCUGGAACACUUCCUGUACGGCUGCAAGAACAGGCUGUCCCGAUGCAAGGAAGUCCUGGACAUGUACUACACCGUGCGGGGUGCGGUGCCCGAGUUCUUCAAGAACAGAGAUGCAACCUCCAAGAGUUUUCAAGAAUGCUGUGAAGUCGUACAAUUUUUGGUACUACCGCGCAUGACCCCUGAGGGCUACAGGGUGGUCUUUAUGAAGAUGCGAGAGCUGGACCCGGCGAGGUUUGAAGUAGAAGAGUCCAUCAAGAGAGCCUUCAUGGGCUUCGACCUGCGCCUGCGCGCUGAGAAAGUUCUGGGAGACGUGCAUGUGUACGACGCUACGGGCAUCACCUGGGCCCACCUCAUGAAGUUCACACCCACCAUCCUCAAGAAGCUCAUAGUCUGCAUCCAGGAUGCUUUGCCUAUUCGCAUCAAAGCAAUGCACUUCGUCAACGCGCCAGUAUUUAUGGACAAGUUUAUUGCUUUCCUAAAGCCUUUCUUCAAACCCAAGCUAAGGAAAAGGGUGAGUCUUAAUAUUAUAUAUCGGUCUACUUGUCAGGUGUAUGUGACUAUCUUAUAAUAUUUAUGCUUUGAA
Molecule: messenger RNA, 611 nt
Organism: Bacillus rossius redtenbacheri
Lineage: Eukaryota; Metazoa; Arthropoda; Insecta; Phasmatodea; Bacillidae
Product: alpha-tocopherol transfer protein-like
Exons: 3
Coding region: 90-596 (168 amino acids)
Cellular component (GO): membrane
Molecular function (GO): phosphatidylinositol bisphosphate binding
Source: RefSeq, a predicted model, not a curated record